AUGAAGAAUAAUCUUGUUGGAACAAAUAUAGAUGCUUUUGUUUGCACGGUGGUUGAUGAGGCUACAAAAGAACUUUUCAAAAAAUUAUUGAAGGAUUUUGAGGAAAACAAGUCUAAGGCAAUGGAUGAUGAAUGUUUUGAAGUUGAGAGUGACGGGAACGGGACUAUGAAAUCGGUUUUCAAUAAAGGAAAACAAAAAACAAUGAAUCAAGCAUUGAAGGAUAGAGAUCCUGUAACUCGAGCUUUAUGUCGACUUAUAUACGUUGAAACGUUUCCAUUUAACUUGGUGAAGUCUCCAUUGUGGAAAGAAGCUUUGAGACUUGUAGGGGAGUUUGGGAAAGGAUUGAAACUUCCUUCAUAUCAUGAGGCGAGAGUAACAUACCUAAAGAAAGAGGUAAAAUGUGGUCAAAAAGGGUUGAAUAAGUACAAGGAAGAGUGGAAGAAAACGGGGUGCACUCUUAUGUCUGACGGUUGGACGGAUGGGAAACAAAGGUCUAUCACAAAUUUUCUUGUGAAUAGUCCAAGCGGCACGGUAUUUGUGAAAUCAAUUGACACAUCUUCAUUUGCUAAAGAUGCAAAUAAGUUAUUUGAAAUGCUUAAUUCAAUUGUUGAAGAAAUUGGGGAGGAGAAUGUGGUCCAAGUCGUCACCAAUAGUGCUUCGGCUUAUGUGUUAGCCGGUUCAAAGUUGGAGCAAGAGAGAUCUCGUUUAUAUUGGUCACCGUGUUCCGCCCAUUUGAUUGACUUGAUGUUGCAAGACAUAGGAGGUGGAAAAACAUUCAAAGACACCUUAGAUAAAGCAAUAAAAGUGACCGUUUAUAUUUAUAGACAUUGUGUUUUGUUAUCCAUGUUUAGAAGGUUCACCGGUGGUCAAGAAUUAAUACGAGUCGGGGUAACACGAUUUGCUACUUCUUUUCUUACAUUGAAAAGAUUUCAAGAGUUAAAACAUCCCAUUCGACAAUUGUUUGCUUCUAAUGAAUGGGCCGAAUCCACCUUUGCUUCUAAAGAUGAAGGGAAUCUUCAUUUCGAGGAGAACUUUAAUGCUGAUAAAGAAGUCAAAUGCGGAUUGUAUGAUGUCAUUGAAAGGAUGUAUGAUAGGCCAACAAUGGUGACAAUUCAUGAACAACUUGUAAAGUUCAAUGAGAGCAUCAGGAUGUUUGGGAUAUCCGCAGCCGUGUUAAGGAGGAAGAAAAUGCAACCUGCUAAAUGGUGGUCAAGUUAUGGAGAUGAGUGCCCGAAACUUCAACAUCUUGCUAUUCGUGUCUUGAGCCUCACAUGUAGUGCCACCGGAUGUGAGAGAAACUGGAGCACUUUUGACCAUAUACACUCCAAGAAGAGGAAUCGUUUGGAGCAACAAAGGUUGAAUGCAUUGGUGUUUGUAAAAUAUAACAUCAACCUUGAUACACGACUUCAAAAGAGAAAAGAAAGAGGGGAGACUUAUGAUCCAAUAUGUUUGUCGGACAUGGAGUCGGAUGAUGAAUGGAUUACUGAAAAGGAGGAUCUUUAUUUAUUUGUAGGACCAAGGAACCUAAACAAAGUGUCUAAUGUUAAAGACAAAGCUAAAAGCCAACUUGUUGACUUAGAUGACGAGGAUGAGGAGGAGGGAGAUCAUAUUGGUUUCCAUGAGACAACGGUGGUUGAAGAUGAAGAUGAAGAUGACCACUUUAUCCCUGAAGUUUAG
Messenger RNA from Lactuca sativa (garden lettuce), 1677 nucleotides. NCBI's taxonomy places the organism in Eukaryota, Viridiplantae, Streptophyta, Magnoliopsida, Asterales, Asteraceae. The record is from RefSeq and is a predicted model, not a curated record.